This is a messenger RNA of Lactuca virosa, 222 nucleotides long. NCBI's taxonomy places the organism in Eukaryota, Viridiplantae, Streptophyta, Magnoliopsida, Asterales, Asteraceae. The record is from the annotation of a GenBank genome assembly.
AUGCCAGCUUCGCACAGCUGGCUCGCAAUAUCAGAACGGAUAAGGGCGAGGAGUAAAUAUAUCCCUUUCUACCUCGUUGACCCGCCGUUUAUCAGCCUACUCCGGGAAGUUUGCUUUGUAGUUUUCACUCAUUGCCCUUCUCGGUCUGGUCGCCCUUGGAUCGUCUGUAGUUGUGUAGGCAGAGACAUUAUGUAUGGGAUCUUGAGGGUGAGGCACUAUUGA